AGGAGUCUCUGGCCAGGAGGGAUUUUAUAGUAUUGUACACAGGAGGGCUGUUACCCUUCCCUCUAUAGUUAUGACACAGGGCCUGACAAAUAACCUCAGUGGCCUAGCAGGGACAACUCCAUGAGCAGAACCCUGUCUGGGGCAGACAUAAAGGGGUUUUGUCUAGAGCCCAGUGACAGGCUAAUCUGGCCCUGUGAAUCACCAUAGGAGACUUGGUGGCAAAGCACUGGCAAGUGACACCUCCAUGAUCCGAGUUAAGGGAGCAGAUCUUGUAGACCAGGCCCAGGGCUGGUAGCCAGCGAGCAAUAGCCAAACUGCUGGUUGAUCCAAUCUCUUACCAGAGCAAAUCACACACAGCAUCACUGUCGCCGUGAAAUGUGUCUCCUGAUGUUCUGGGCAGCCUCUCUAGGACCAGGACUCCCUCACCCUAGAAUCCCUGUUGAUAUUGGGGACUCUGAACAAUCGUGGGUCUCCAUAGAAAUGCCCCUUCUCCCCCCUCCCUGGGAUCAGGAUGUCUCAUUUCAUUGUCCCGUUGACUCAGUGACAUUUAUGGAUGAUGCCCCCGUAGUGCCGUGGCCAGGGGAUGUGGAGGCUCUGAGGGGCAGGGAGAUUUCAGUGGGAUGGGUUUAUUGGUAGGGCCCAGAAGGAUCUGGAGUGGUGUGUCUUAGAGGUGAGUUCUUCUUCCAGGUCUUUUCUUCUUCUUCUUUUGUUCUUUCUGCUGGUCUCCUUCUUGGACCACAGUUUGUAUAGUGAAACUUGAGUCCUGCUUAACUAUACCUUAACCAAUCAUUUUACUAAAAUUUUACUAGCCAAUCCUAACAUGUUGUACCAAAAUUCUCUAACCAAUCAUACCCCACCCCCUUAAUUAAUUUACACCUACCAAAAUCAAUUAUGUAACAAACAGAAACAAUCAAAGAAUCAGACAGAGAUCAUCCACCCAAAUAGUAGAGAAGUUGGGACCAUAAAGACAAAACAAUAAAGAAAUGAGGAUUUCACAACCACAACUAUUGUGUGGCAGAGUCCAGAGCGUCUGUCUGCAGGGAGAGAGCCUGGGGGGAAUCGGGCUGUGACAUGCACUCAAGCUCCUUCUGAAACCUUCCCAAUCGCCCUGACAGGCUGAGGAAUCACAUCCAGAUUUCACUCAAGAUCGUCCCGUCUUCCAGGGGACAGGGAAGGGAAAUGGCUGUGAUGGAGUCAGCUCAGGAUUUCCCAUUCCCAAACCUGAACUGAUCUCCCACCUGGAACGAGGGGAAGAACUGUGGGUCCCAGAUCUCCAGGUCUGUGAGGAAAGAGAGAUCCUGAGAGGCAGUCGCACAGCAGGUGAUGAGACAGUGGAUGAGAAGAAGGAUGGGAAUCAUCAUGAGGAAGUUCCUGGGCAAAUGGAACCACAGGGGACCUUUGUGGGAAGAGCUGAUGGGAGUUUAUCCCAAUGCUUGGAAGAGGGAGAAGCCUGGGGAAAUUGGCACAAGUCAGAGAGGCGACUGAAAAACCACUCAAGGAAGAAAGUGGAUGAAUCUAUUAUAUGUGGGGGAGGAGACAAGGAUCCCACAGCCCAGCAGACCAAUCCUAAGGAAGAGAAACCCUAUCAGUGCCUUGAAUGUGGAAAAGGGUACAUUUUCAGAUUGCCGCUUGUGACACAUCAGACAAUCCAUACUGGAGGGAAACCCCUUCAAUGCUUGGCCCAUGGGGAAAGCUUCAAUAACUGCUCAGAUCUUAAUAACCAUGGGAAAAGCCACAUAGGAGAGAAAACCUAUCAAUGCCUCGAGUGUGCAAACUGUUUGAAUUGGAAGUCAGCAUUAAUUACACAUCAGAGAAUCCAGACAGGAGAGAGACCCCAUAAGUGCUUAGACUGUGGAAAAAGUUUCAUACGGAGGUCACACCUUGUUAAACAUCAGGCAUUCCAUAAAGGAGAGAGACCCCACAAGUGCUUGGACUGUGGGAAAAGUUUCAUACAGAGGUCAGACCUUACUAAACAUCAGGCUAUCCACACAGGAGAGAGACCACAUAAGUGCUUGGACUGUGGGAAAAGUUUCAUACAGAGGUCAAACCUUAUUAAACAUAAAGCAAUCCACACAGGAGAGAGACCCCACAAGUGCUUGGACUGUGGGAAGAGUUUCAUACAGAGGUCAUACCUUGUUAAACAUCAAGCAAUCCACACAGGAGAGAGACCACAUAAGUGUUUGAACUGUGGAAAAAAUUUCAUACGGAGGUCACACCUUGUUAAACAUCAGGCAAUCCACACAGGAGAGAGACCCCACAAGUGCUUGGAAUGUGGGAAAAGUUUCAAACAGAGGUCACACCUUAUUAAACAUCAGGCAAUCCACACAGGAGAGAGACCACAUAAGUGCUUAGAGUGUGGGAAAAGUUUCAGGAACAGAUCAGCCCUUUCUAAACAUCAGGCAAUCCACACAGGAGAGAGACCCCACAAGUGCUUGGAUUGUGGGAAAAGUUUCAUACAGAGGUCAGACCUUAUUAGACAUCAGGCAAUCCACACAGGAGAGAGACCCCAUAAGUGCAUGGACUGUGGGAAAAGUUUCAUACAGAGGUCAAACCUUAUUAAACAUAAAGCAAUCCACACAGGAGAAAGACCCCACAAGUGCUUGGACUGUGGGAAAAGUUUCAUACAGAGGUCAAACCUUGUUAAACAUCAAGCAAUCCACACAGGAGAGAGACCACAUAAGUGUUUGAACUAUGGGAAAACUUUCAGAACCAGAUCAGCCCGUAUUAAACAUCAGGCAAUCCACACAGGAGAGAGACCCCACAAGUGCUUAGUGUGUGGAAAAAAUUUCAUGCGGCGGUCACACCUUGUCAAACAUCAGGCAAUCCACACAGGAGAGAGAUCCCACAAGUGCUUGGACUGUGGGAAAAGUUUCAUACAGAGGUCAAACCUUGUUAAACAUCAAGCAAUCCACACAGGAGAGAGACCACAUAAGUGUUUGAACUGUGGAAAAAAUUUCAUAUGGAGGUCAGACCUUGUUAAACAUCAGGCAAUCCACACAGGAGAGAGACCCCACAAGUGCUUAGCCUGUGGAAAAAAUUUCAUACGGAGGUCACACCUUGUUAAACAUCAGGCAAUACACACAGGAGAGAGAUCCCACAAGUGCUUGGACUGUGGGAAAAGUUUCAUACAGAGGUCAAACCUUGUUAAACAUCAGGCAAUCCACACAGGAGAAAGACCACAUAAGUGUUUGAACUGUGGAAAAAAUUUCAUACGGAGGUCAGACCUUGUUAAACAUCAGGCAAUCCACACAGGAGAGAGACCCCACAAGUGCUUGGAUUGUGGGAAAAGUUUCAUACAAAGGUCACACCUUAUUAAACAUAAAGCAAUCCACACAGGAGAGAGACCCCACAAGUGCUUGGACUGUGGGAAAAGUUUCAUACAGAGGUCACACCUUAUUAAACAUCAAGCAAUCCACACAGGAGCUAAACUUCUGUGACACUGGGAGAGAAAGGGUUAAGCAACUUGCAUGUAAUAGACCCAGUUCAACAUUCAGAGAUAUGUUAAAAAGUGUGUCCAUGUUAUAUAAGCUUGAGCUUUGAAAUGUAAACUUAUGUUAAAGACCUCGAAGAAGAUGGUAACUGUUGUAGUCUAUAAAAAGCAACGAAGAAUCUGUGGCAACUUAUAGACUAACAGAAGUAUUGGAGCAUAAGCUUUUGUGGGUGAAUACCCACUUUGUCAGAUGCAUGUGGUGGAAAUUUCCAGAGGCAGGUAGAAAUAUGCAGGCAAGAAUCAGUCUAG
Molecule: messenger RNA, 3739 nt
Organism: Trachemys scripta elegans
Lineage: Eukaryota; Metazoa; Chordata; Testudines; Emydidae
Product: zinc finger protein 850-like
Exons: 4
Coding region: 1380-3437 (685 amino acids)
Biological process (GO): regulation of transcription by RNA polymerase II
Cellular component (GO): nucleus
Molecular function (GO): RNA polymerase II cis-regulatory region sequence-specific DNA binding; DNA-binding transcription factor activity, RNA polymerase II-specific
Source: RefSeq, a predicted model, not a curated record